ACGGCCGGGCGGUUAACUUAUCUCCUAGCUUGUGAGUGUGAGAGUGUAGCUGUGGUUGUAGCUGAGUCAUUCCUUAGCUGAGAGACUAUAUCAGAUGGGGCUGCAGUGGACACUCGGUUUGGUGACAGUAGCGCUGUGUGUCUUGGCGCUGAAGGCCGACGACACGGUGGAAAGGAGGGCCCCGGCUAUGGGGUUCAUGGGCAUGCGCGGCAAGAAGGACCUAUUCGAGGACAAGAGAGCGCCGAGCAUGGGCUUCUCCGCAAUGAGGGGGAAGAAGGACCAGCUCCUGGACCUCUACCCGGAUUACAAGAGAGCUAUGGGUUUUAUGGGAAUGAGGGGAAAGAAGGAGUUCGACCCCGAAUACGACUUUGAUUUUGGAUACGACAAGAGGGCACCGAGUAUGGGGUUUUCGGCCAUGAGAGGAAAGAAGGCACCGUCGGGAUUCAUGGGAAUGCGAGGGAAGAAGUUCGACUACACCGAUGAUGACUUCAUGGAUGAUGACCUGUGGCCCAUGGAUGAGUUCGACAAGAGGGCACCAGCUGCCGGAUUCUACGGAUCAAGAGGGAAGAAGAUGCCACAAAACGCUGGGUUCUUCGGGAUGAGGGGCAAGAAGGGACCUUCGGGAUUCGUCGGGAUGAGGGGGAAGAAGGCGCCUGCCUCGGGAUUCAUGGGAGUCCGUGGCAAGAAGGACUCUGAUGAUCUCGACAGCCUCCUGGCUCUCCUGAGUGAGAGGCAAGGCGAACGCAGCAAGCGGGACGAGCCCAGACAAUACACGGGCACAGUAUCAGAUAUUUCGGUUGCCAGCCCGGGUGAUACAGAGACAGCAGAAUCUGUCAGCCAAUGAGAGAACUCUCUUUUCCCGCCAACCCACCAUCUACAAGCCCUCGGUGCGGUGGUUGCCUCUUCUAUUACUCGAUUGUAAUUGAUUCGAUUGUUUUAUCUUAACAACCCUACACACUGUCAAUACAUCUUUACUAUAAACACUGGACACAGUUUCUUGGUUGUCAUCGUUAUAUUUAUUUCAUAGCAGUUCCUACAUUAAUGUGUUUUAGAACGAAAAUAAUGUAAUAAAACAACUUAGUUAAAAUGUUUGUUUUUAUUUAUUGCCUAGCUGUAUAUUAUUUAUCCAUUACUUGCCUACUAUUGUAAAUAUUAUAUCGCCAAGCUCGACCCAGGGGGAGGGGGGAGUUUGUUUUAACUUAGAUAUCUCUUAAGACAUUUCUGAAUCCUUUUUAAAUCAAUGCAUUAUUUUUAACACUUGUGUAUUUCUCUGUCUAGUACAUUUUUCUAAUUACUGUUAUACUUAUGGCUAUUAUUGAGCUCAAAGUAUAAAAAUAAAUUAUUUAAUUUUUAUUCAUAUACGAAAUCAUUUACUUUUUUAAGAAAGUAGUAUUAAGUAUUAGAAAUAACGACUUUUGUGUAUAGUAUUUUGAACGCAUGUGCUAUGCAUUUAGGGCAUUAACACAGUUUAACUAUUUCAACUUUCUGUCAAUUUUACACCUUCCCACUUUAGAUGGAUAAAUUCGUUUUUCUAAAGAAACAUAUAUAUAGAAGAGACAACACAACCAAGGGCUUCACUUCAAAAUGUAGCAAUUUUUUAAUAUUUUGCAUCCCAUAGAAUUAAGAAUAUUAUAUUUUACUAACAGAUAUAUAUAUAUAUAUAUAUAUUACUAUUGUUCAAGUAAAAAGAUUAGUGUCUGAAUAUAUUUGAAAGAUUUUUUACUUGUUUCUGUGGUGUUUCACCUGAUUAAAGCUGUAAAAAUGUCAUUGUUACUGUUAUAAUGUAGCCAAGUAUGUACACUGUAUGUAUUGUAACAAAGUCACGGCCAACUAGUGCAGAGUGUCUAUUCUGUAUUAAUUAAAGGUUUUAAAACAUAUCAAUAAAAAGGCAAUACCCUGG
Messenger RNA from Homalodisca vitripennis (glassy-winged sharpshooter), 1900 nucleotides. Its product is annotated as tachykinins. The coding region runs from base 95 to 844 and encodes 249 amino acids. NCBI's taxonomy places the organism in Eukaryota, Metazoa, Arthropoda, Insecta, Hemiptera, Cicadellidae. The record is from RefSeq and is a predicted model, not a curated record. The transcript is spliced from 3 exons.